AACCCGAUCCCGUUUACGACAAGCAUAGUCGCCUUUUACGGCAAGCAUGGGUUGCUGAAGACCUAUUCUACUCUGGAUCUUCACGGGUCGAAAGCAGAUGUAACACCAAUCAAGAGGCUGUAUGAAGGUGCCCUAUCCCCAGCGCCUGAUCCAGCCACCGUUGCAUACUUUGAAAGUGUGAAAUCAGGACUCUACCGUCACAGAAGCAAAUUGUCUAUUGCGGAAGUACAGUUGUGUGUGAAUGAUGGUGAUGAUGACAAGCUACUUGUGUUUGCCACUGAUGAUGUGUUGAACAUGCUUCAGGAAGCUGACACGUCGCACAUGGAUGGAAAGUUAAUUGUGUGUAUCAAUUGUGGGAUCAGUCAUGUGCAGUUCACUGUUUGGUGAAUUCCGACCCAACUAGUCCCAAACACUUUUUAAAUGGCCCCACCUCUUGAAGAAACACGCUGGGGAUUAAAUGUUGGCCAGCUGAUGGACAAGUAGGAAUGCACAUUCCCCGCACCCUACCUUUUGGUUUUUGUAAGAAUUUAUAAGACGACGUUUGAUGAGGGAUAGGAUUUGUGAGCUAAAGAAACACCGGUCGUGACCAUGUACUCAAGAUCUCAUUAGAGUUUUUGAUUUUAACAAUUGCCAAAUUGCUGAGUAUUGGUGCUUGAGGAUACUAGAAGUAACACUUUCAUUAGAGAAAAAUCGUAAUGAAUGCUUAGUAACAUGUUUUUAAUUCUUUCAUCAUGUCAAAGUUUUCUUAGCCUUCUACUGGUAUAAAAGUACAGAAAUAUAAAGGUAUAGGAUAGCGAAGUUCAACGUGAAAGAAAAUCUGUGACAUAUUAUAACUGGUCACAUUUUAGUGAACUUGACAAGUGAUAAGUAAUAUUCAGGUUACUCCAGUUUGUCAAAUUGUAAAAUAAAACCGUGAUAUAAAUAGUAUCAUUUUCAUAUUGAAAUGGGGAAAUGUUCUACAUUCAUUAAAACACCAUGGAAUAUUUUGAAGAGCAAAGGAACACAAUUUCUUUUUAAAAUGUACACGAUCAUAAUCUGUGUUUAUACUUCAGAAAUGUUCCACAUUUGGAAUUGAGAGAAGUGUGAUAUAUGUUGUUCCACGUAUGAAAUGCCCUCAAUAUGAACGUCCUCCCUCUAAGCCUCACAACUGUGAGAUGGCGGAAGUGGAAGAAAAUCAUGGCAAAUAUAUAUAGAGAACGCAAUUUCAUGAACAGAUGCAAAAUUCAUAUGUCGCACCUUUUCUGUCGCGAAAUAGACACUUUGUAUCUUCUUUCCUGAGUUAGCAUUUACAAUCUGGUGAGACCGUAAAUAUGUCAACACAAGUAGAAGCCAUCUGAUGUAACAGCGGAGGCACAGAAAUUGUACAUGAGUUCCAGCGGAAAUCGCCGUAUGCCCCCUCCCUACGUUCAUACUUUAUCACGAAAGCAUAAAAGGCUUAACUUGUUUCACGAACCUUCUCCAGAAAGAACGUGCUCCUAUAAUCUGCAAAAUAUCUUGGAAUCACUACCAUGAUUCUUCUUUAAAAAUGGUAUUGGAAUUAUUCAUAUAUAUUUAUUCUGACAGGAAUCCCAAACAUGACAAACUAGCUAAAGUGCGGGUACAAUAAGACUCACAUGAAAAUAACAUUAAAGACAUAAAGCGAUUACUUGGAUUCAACUUAUCCCCUCUGCUUAUAUCAUAGAAAUAAAACAUUCCUAAAACAAAUAACUAUUUGAGUGCGGUACACUGCAAUGACAAUUACAUUUUGAAAGCUCCUUACGAGAUACUAAGGACCACUUGGAGUUUAACCCUCGUGUUGUGAAAAGUGGGACAGUAUGGGCGUGUGUGUCAACACGACAACAAGGCAUUGUCGCGCUUCUGGCCGUAUUCCCUUUUCGAUAGUUUAUCACAGGAACACUAUCUUGAAUGAAAAACUAUAUUGGAAGGGACUGCACCUCUAAGAACCAAGCUAAUGACGCGCAACCAAUAACCUGCCCCCCAUGGCUACGUGGUGCAUCGUUUGGCUAAUAGGGACGUGUGUGAUUCUCUCGUUAGGAAGUGGACAAAACACUGCACUAAACAAACCAACAUGGAUGAGUAGUACCAGGAGAGUACAAUACGCCCACACAGCGGUAGAUGGGGAGACUGACGCGUACAACGAGUCACUGACAAUCCACACCAAGCUGAAUGAGCCCAGUGCCUGGUGGAAGGUUGACCUUGAGACGGAGGUUCAGUCUCCACUGAUCAUCCUCUAUUUCAGAUCUGACUACAAGGCUCGUCGUAAUGGGAUACAAUUUUAUACUUCUGUUACAAAUCCUGUUACUCCAAAAGACGGAAAUCUAUGUUACACGGUCAGAGGACGGAGUGACGGCAGAGAUAUUCCUGAUAUUCUGAACGUUACCUGUGAUGAAACCUUUCGUUACCUGACUCUAUACACUGAGACAGCCAAUGAACACAGUGGCCCUGUGUUAGACUUUGCUGAAGUACAGGUGUGGAAUACGUACCAAUCAUACAGCCCAUUCACAGGAGAUGACGUUGAUGAUACUCACACACAGUUUGCAAAUAUAAAGGCUUUGGUCACAGGUAAUGGCCGAAACGUUGCACUGCAUAAAGAAACAUCGAUGAGCAGUACAAGGAGAGUUCAAUAUUCCCGGAGAGCUGUUGACGGAGUAACUGAUGGUAAUGACGAGUCAAUGACAAUACACACCAAGGAAGAAAAACCCAAUGCAUGGUGGAAGGUAGACCUCGAGAUGGAGGUACAUUCUCCCUUGGUUAGACUCUUCUUCAGGUAUGACUAUAUGAAACGGCGUAAAGGCAUACAGUUCUACACAUCACAGACGGAUUCCCCUGAUCCCAAGGAAGGUGAAUUGUGCUACACUGUCACAGGACGUGCGGAUGGUAGAGACAUCCCGGAUGUACUGUAUGUGAACUGUUCCGGUGCCUGGCGCUACUUGACCGUCUAUACAGAAACAAAUAAUGAAGGAGGUGGUGCUGUUUUAGACUUUGCUGAAGUAGAAGUGUGGAUUCCAAAGUCAACGUUAACGACAGUCCCCCCAGGCUGUGCGACAGGACAGAGGUAUGGACCUAAUUGUAGGAAGUCAUGCAUUGCUCGACACUGUAAAAUGGCGUCAAGCUGUGAUGUGACACAAGGUGCGUGUGACGGUGGAUGCAAGGCUGGAUGGCGUGGAACAGACUGCACACAGGUUUGCCCUGGUGGUGUCUACGGUGUCGACUGCAGCAAUGCCUGUGGCAGGUGUGGUAACAACAGUUCGUGUCACCACGUGACCGGAAUCUGUCCAGAAGGAUGUGAGACGGGGUGGCAGUUGGAUCUAUGCAAAGAAGGGAAGUACGGAGUGAACUGUGAGUCUGACUGCGGUCACUGUAAUGGGACGUGUGACGCGGUGGACGGGAGAUGUCUUCACGGAUGCAGUAAUGGAUACAUCGGUCCUCGCUGUCUACGCGCCAUUGCCUGUCCUGAAGGGAAGUACGGAGUGAACUGUGUGUCUGACUGCGGUCACUGUAAUCGGACGUGUGACGUGAUGGACGGGAGAUGUCUUCACGGGUGCAGUAAUGGAUACAUCGGUCCUCGCUGUCGACGCGCCAUUGAAUCCAAGAACAUACUUCCCAACAAAUCGACACAAUCUUUUACCAACAUAACUGGUUUGGGGGUUCUUCUUGGUGGACUUUUGGGUAUGGUGCUGACACUUAUGCUAGCUGUUGGAGUGUAUCUAUGUUUACGCUGCAGAAAAAGCGGGUUGCACUUGAAUCCCAGGUCUGUGGAGGAGAAGAGUAAAGACACACAGGAAUCCAUUAACAAAAGAAUCGAGACCUGUGUCUAGAACAUCUGAAGGCAUCCACUGAUAGCUAUGGGAACUACAAAUAGUACAAGCUGACAAAUGAAGAAUUCGUCAGGAAUUAAAGAAUGUUGAAACUGACAAAGCAUGCAUUUUAUGUAGACAUACCAGUUUAUCUCCACCCAUUGUUCUAAAACAGUAUACUUACAGGUCAUGUCAGUAUACUUACAGUCUGUUUCUUGUCUCGGAAUGCUCCAUUUACAUAGUUUGCUUUCACUGACUGGCACCACCUUGUACAAAUUCCACCAUUUUUCCAUGUUACUGCAUGUUCCUUACUAUAAGGCCUACCACUAGUCUUAAUAAAACAGCACUGUGUAGUUGUAGCCCUUGGCCGUGCCCUCAUCUGCUGCUCAGAGCUUCAAAUCCCAGAUUCCCCCUAUGUACUUUUUGUUUUAAUGUUAGUAAAAUGUUACAUUAAUAUUUAAUGGUAUAUAAAAUAUGCGUGUAAUAAAAGACAAUAAAUUAGUGUGCGCACCACA
Molecule: messenger RNA, 4312 nt
Organism: Haliotis rufescens (red abalone)
Lineage: Eukaryota; Metazoa; Mollusca; Gastropoda; Lepetellida; Haliotidae
Exons: 11
Coding region: 1980-3818 (612 amino acids)
Molecular function (GO): scavenger receptor activity
Source: RefSeq, a predicted model, not a curated record